AUGGCACCAGGUGAAGCAGAUACAGAAAUUUUACUAAAAAGACUCUAUAGCAAAAAAAUGGAGAACCCACGUUGGAUAAUUUCAAUGAAGCUUGAUCCAGAAGAAAGGUAUCAAGAGGAGAAUGAUUAUUGUGAGUUUGUGAAUUGGAAGCAAAUGAUACCACAAAUAGGAUGUCAAAAUAUAGCAAAUGCUAUUUUUAGACUAGUAAUAGAACAGUUAAAAGAGUUUGUAAUGCGAAAUAUCUUGAAGAAGCAAAAGGAGCAAAUGAGUCUAAGUCUUUAUUAUUAUGCUACAGAGGUUGAGCUUGAAGUUGUUCUUUCUAAAGAGCAG
Funneliformis mosseae is the source of this 330-nucleotide messenger RNA. The record is from the annotation of a GenBank genome assembly. Lineage: Eukaryota; Fungi; Glomeromycota; Glomeromycetes; Glomerales; Glomeraceae.